CGCGCGGCAGCGCAUUUCAACCCGCGAGAUUAAAAAAUUAUCAUUUUUUUAAUUAGUUCCUAACGAUAACUUUGCCUGAAAAAAAGUAUAUAAGUAGUCAAUAAAAAAAAAAUUGAGACUAAAAAAAUAAAUUUGAAUUGAGAAUUUUUUGAGAAAAGGCGCGUUUGUCGUUCGAUUAGUUAGAUUCAAUUGUUUGUUUAUUACUGGAAUUUAAUUGUGUUUUCAGAAUUACUCCGGACCUAGGCGGUUAAUUGAGGCGUUAUAAUGCGCGAGAGUCUCCGUCGCCUCACUCCCGAGGAAGGCUGGCGGGAACGAAGAAUGGGAGACACCAGGAGAGUCAGGGUGGAGCUGAUGGAUGGAGAGCAUAUCACUGUGGACAUGGAUAGGAAAGCCCGUGGCUCUGAUCUUUUGGACAAAGUGUGUGAUAACCUGGACCUGGUGGAGAAGGACUACUUCGGGCUGCUUCACGCCCAACGAGGGGACCCUAGGCUCUGGGUAGAUCUCAACAGGAGACUGUCUAAGACUUUCAAAAAUGAGCCUUGGGAUGUGAAAUUCGCAGUGAAAUUCUACCCUCCGGAGCCUUCAGAGCUGGGCGAUGACCUCACCAGGCAUCAGCUUGUGUUGGCGGUCAGCAAAGAUCUCAUGGAAGGACGCCUGACGUGUUCCAACAUAACGCACGCGCUUCUAGCGUCGUACCGGCGGCAGGCCGAGCGCGGCGACCGGCCGCCGGCUGCGCGUGCGCCGCUCGCGCUCUGUGACGAGAUGGAGGACAAAAUUGAUGAACUCUAUAUGAAACAUACAGGCCAAACCCCGGCUGAAGCCGACUUAAAUUACUUAGAAACGGCUAAGAGGUUGCCCCUGUACGGCGCCGAACUCCACGUGGCCAGCGACGUGCAGUGGGCGGACAUCGUGCUGGCCGUCACCGCGCACGGCGUCGCCGUCUUCAGGGACGGCCAAGUGAUGAACCGCUUCCCCUGGGCGAAGAUCACAAAGAUCAGCUACAACAAACGCACAUACACUCUGCGCCUGCGCACAGGGGAAUUUGACGAAUUUGAAAAUCACGUCAUCUUCAGACUGCCCUCCACUACGGCCGCUAAGAAAUUGUGGAGAUGCAGUGUGGAACAUCAUAUCUUCUUCAGACGGGAGACUCCAGUGAAAGUGGAGCGGGUGACCGGCUUCCCGCGACUGGGCUCCCGCCGCGUGUCGUGUCGCAGGACGUUACGACAACUGCGCGCCGAGCCCAGCGCCCAACCUGCUUUGGUCGCCUGAAAUAAAACAUGUAAUCACGUCUAUAUACGGGUAGACAGAGCCAACAGUCUUGAAAAGACUGAUAGGCCACGUUCAGCUGUUUGGCUUUAAGAUGGAAUUGAGAUUCAAAUAGUGACAGGUUGCUAGCCCAUCGCCUAAAAGAAGAAUCCCAAGGGUUAGGCUUAUACCUAACCCUUAUUCGCCUUUUACGACAUCCAUGGGAGAGAGAUGGAGUGGCCCGUUUCUUUUUUCUAUUGGUGCCGGGAACCACACGGCACCCUGAAAUAAAACUAGUAGUUUAAAUCGUGUCGUGUCGCAGAACGCUAAGACAACGGCAGGUAGAACGCACAAUCUAAUAAUAACUAAGAAUUUUUAGUUCGUGUGGUUAGCGGAGUUUAGCGCUCAGCCUGCUUUAGUUGCCUGAUAUAUGCUGCAGUGUAGUUUGUUCCGCCGCUUCUUCUGGAAGCGGAAUUAGAUAUAAUUAGAUUUAAGUGAUGUGACGUCAAUAAGUGAUUCCUUUUAUCCAAUUUUGAAAAUAAAUCUAUUCUAUUCUAUUUUAUAAAAAAAAUAAAUAAAAUUAAGUCGUGUCGUGUCGCAAGACGUUACGCUACACAGUAUUAUUAUACCUAAUAUCAGAUGUAAAAAGUAUUUUGUUAAAAAACUAAAAUUAGAAUAAUAAAUGCUUUUUUUAUGUACCAAGUAAUUUUCAAAUACAAAAUAGGUUUGACUUUUGUAUUUUACGCAAAAUACAUAUAGGUAUUAAAACAUUUUAUUGUAAUAUAUUUUUGUUGCAAAAUCAAUUUCUAGUUUUUAAGAUUCAAUAAUAAUAAGGAACUUUUGUAAGUCACUGUUUGUAUGUCAGCAAAGCCACAGGAAUAGGCUAGUGACAAAAUUAUAAAAUAAAUCUUCCUCCUCCUGGCUUUAGUCCCGGUUGCAUCCUAACCACUCUGGAGAGGAGCCUGGGUAUGCCUUUGACCAUGGAUCCUGGAUUGGGUGAGUCAGGUUUUUACACGAAGCGACUCCCGUCUGACCUCCGCAACCUUUGCAGUGAAACCUAAUACGUAUUAGAUCUAUCAUGGUUACACAUCCAGUUGCCUGAAUGUGCAGGUUUCCUCACGAUGUUUUCCCUCACCGUCUCAAUAUAUACUAUCUACUUAAAAAGCUGAAUAGUUUGUUUGUUUGUUUGAACGCGCUAAUGUCAGGAACUACUGGUCAGAAUUGAAAAAUUAUUUUUACGUCGAAUAGACAUGGUCUAUUCGACGAAAAAAGGAGGAAGGAAGGCUUUAGGCUAUAUAACAUCACGCUGCAACUAUAAGGAGCAAAGAAAUAAUGGAAAAUGCGAAAAAACGGGGAAAAUUAUUCAUCCUUGAGGGCUUCAAUGAUGCCCAUAAUAAUUAUUCGACGCAGACGAAGUCGCGGGCACAGCUAGUGUUAUUAUAAAAUGUUUAGAAUUAAAUUAAAUUAUUAAUAUUACUUAGUGCCAUUUCAACAUCGACACGAACAUUUUGAAAUAAAUUGUUAUUUAUAAGGUCCUACUUUAUAAACGA
Molecule: messenger RNA, 2795 nt
Organism: Amyelois transitella
Lineage: Eukaryota; Metazoa; Arthropoda; Insecta; Lepidoptera; Pyralidae
Product: protein 4.1 homolog
Exons: 8
Coding region: 265-1269 (334 amino acids)
Cellular component (GO): cytoskeleton; plasma membrane
Molecular function (GO): cytoskeletal protein binding
Source: RefSeq, a predicted model, not a curated record